GCCAUCACAGAAACCAUCGGGACACAACCACGGCAUCGUCGAUUGCCUUCAAACUUCGUCUCCUGCCUCUACCGACAGCGCGCUUUUUGCCCAUGUGACUCUGACGCCCUGAAUUGCUCCGGUGUCGGCUGACUACGAGCGCGUUUCCGGCGCAUGGCGACCGAGCGACGACCAUCCCCCUAGCCAUCCCGGACCCGGAAAAAUGUCGAUUACAAACGGCCAGCAAGCCUGGCAUACGCCGAACUCGAGCCAGGCCAACGGCAGUCGAAUGAACCAUGGUGUUGUGGACGAUGGCCCGUUGCCGAUGCAGACUCCGAGCGACAACCCACUCGCGCUGAUGCCUGAGGCAUCCGAUCCCGACGACGACCAUCGACGCGCUCACUUCGCAAAUCUGUUUCGGCGCGCCGAAGGAAGGCUUGCGCUGCUGUUUGGCGACAACGGCGAAUACAGCCAGCCUGGCCUCGACACCCUCAAGCGCCCCCCGACUCCGAUCGCACCCCUGCUCCCUCCCGCGACAGACCACGCGCCGGCCCAAGAGCCUCCCCGCAAGAAGGCGAAGCGCGUCAUCGACGAAGACGACUACGGCGAUGACGACGAUGAGGAAGAAGAGGAAGAAGAUUCCGCGCCCACAUCACAAUCCCUACAUCAUAAACGCGCCAAUGACGAUGCCGCUGCGAGAACCCUGCUGUCGCCCUCCAAGUCCGGUAGCUCGCCAGUCCACUCCGUCUCGUCGCCCGGGAGGCACGCCGGCAAGACUCGCGAAGAUGGAUCGCAUACACAAGCCAAGUCCUCCGAGGACGCGCGCAAGGAGCUGGAGGAGGCGCGCAAUGCCACCGAGGUAGCCGCCAAGCAAAGUUUCCACACCCUCUUUUACACGCUAGAAAACGACCGCACGGCCAUGCUUGAGCAGCAACAAUUGGAGGAGUCCGAAAAGCAGUUACAGGCCGAAAUGGACAAGACACAUCACAGCCACACGAGCCAGCCCGAGCAAAACCACGGCUCGCUCAGCAAUGCUAACCUCGGCGCAUCGAGUCUCACCCUGAAGCACCUCAUCGCGAGGAUAGACAUGAAGCGCGACCAAGUGCGCGCAUCCGACGCCGAACUCCGUUCGCUGAUGAACGAAGUCCGUAAGAACAGGAGCAAGUGGGCGAGCGAGGAGAAUGUGGGCCAGGAGGAAUUGUACGAGGCCCUCGAGAAGGUCCUCAGCGAGCUCAAGGCCCACACCGAAUACUCGACUCCGUUCCUGAACAGGGUCAACAAGAGAGAUGCACCCGACUACUAUAACUUCAUCAAACACCCCAUGGACCUCGGAACCAUGACCAAGAAGCUCAAAAGCCUUCAUUUCAAGUCCAAAUCCGAUUUCGUCACCGAUCUCAACCUGAUAUGGGACAAUUGUCUCAAAUACAACCAGGAUAUGGGCCACCCGCUCCGCCGCAUGGCGAACGGCAUGCGUAAGGAGGCCGAGAAGCUCAUCCCACUCAUCCCGGAUGUCACCAUCAGGCCAAGAGCGGAAGUCGAGGCGGAAGAACGCCGGAAACAAAACGGUGGCGAGGAUGACGGAGGCGAUGACAGCGACGACGAACCGAUAAUGUCGUCUCGGGGUCGUAAGGCGGGCACAAAAGGCACGAACAAGUCCCGAAAAGCACCGUCCGACCAGAAGGAAGGCAAGGAGGGAACCCCGAGCGUGGAUCAGAAGCCGGUGCUCCAACUCAACGGAAUCCUCGCCAAAACCCACCGGGAAGGUUCCGAGGUAGACAGCAGCAAUGGUUUCGGCACGCCCCAGAUCGGCGGUUCCCUGACCCCUAACGGUGCCAAUGGCCAAUCCGGCAUCAGCAAUGCCGACGCCAUGGAAAUCGACGGCCCGUCAUUAAACGGCAUGGCCCUCGACCAAGCGUUGGGGGAGGCCGCAGAACAAGCCUACGAGGACGACGCCUACAAAAUAUGGAAGCAGGUCACUAAGAAAGACCGAGCCCUCGUCGCAAAGGAGCGCUACCAACUAUUUGCUGGCAACAAACUCAACCCGGAGGAGCCCGCCCUCUUGAGGAACAAGGGAGGGAUGCGUCGCUUUAUCAAGUCUCGGAAAGAAGCGGAAGCCCUUGGUAUCAUCCACGGCUCGCACCUCGACGCCUCCGCCGGCGGCUCCAAAGAUGGGGCAAAGGCGCCCGAAACGCUCGCCGAGGGCAUGGAGGACGAGGGUAACCGGACAGUCCCUUCAUACUAUGAGCCCCAAACCAUCAUUCCCGAUAUCGACCCAAAGCUUCAAUGGAUCGAGGACGGCGAGGGGCACGUCAUCAACCAACAUGAAGACAUGCUUCGGUUGAUCCAACCUGGUCACUUCCUUCCGCCAGAGAGCCGCCUCACGAGCAAGUUCGACGCCAACAUGCGGCAGAUGCAAGAAACCCGCAAGCUCUGCUCCAAGGUCGGCGUCAUAAAGCAGAUGCAAAUCCAGACUCAUGUGUAUACUAAUCAAUUUCCCAAAUACAACCCAGAGCCCUUUGUAGAAUCUGACGCCGACCCGGCUUUCAUGGCAGGGGAAGGGCCUGUGAUGGCACCGGAGACCUGCCGACUGGCGAUGCAGCGCUCCGUGGCCAAGAUCUUCUACCACGCCGGCUUCGAAGAGCUGCAGCCCUCAGCGCUCGACACGGUAACAGACAUCGCCGGUGACUACUUCCAGAAGCUAGUCCGCACUUUCGGUGUCUACCGGGAAGCCGAGAAGAAGCCGGCCGCGGGCGUCUUCGCGGAACGGGGCGCCCGCUCCCAGCCCCGGUUCACCCCCGAAGAGGUGAUCCUUCACACGCUCAACGAAAACGGCCACGACGUCGAGUCGCUCGAAGGGUACGCCCGCGACGACAUCGACCGGCUCGGCAACAAGCUCGGCCAGAUUCACGAGCGGAUGAAGGCCCAUCUCGCCGACCUGCUCCGCCCGGCCCUCACCGACGGCGGCGCGGACGGCUCCGGCGCCUUCAACGACGGCAGCGACCAGUUCGUCGGCGGCGACUUCGCCGAGGAGCUCGGCGAGGACUUCUUCGGCUUCAAGGCGCUCGGCCUCGACAAGGACUUCGGGCUCGAGAUGAUGUCGGUGCCGCUGCACCUGCUCCAGUCGCGCGUGCGCAACCAGUACCAGAUGCAAACCCAAACCAUCAACGGGCCCAUCACCGAGGACCUGUUCGAGCCGCUGCCCCCCUCGGAACCCGUCACGCGCGAGUCCAUCCAGGAGCAGAUCGGCCUGGUGCGCAACUUCUUCCUGGCCAAGCUGCACGCCAACGGCGACGCGCCGCUGGUGGAGGACGAGGACCUGCCGCCCAAGCAGCGGCGCGCCCGCCCCCGCCUCGGCGCCACGGGCAAGAUCGUCUCCCCGCAGAAGCGCAGCCCCAAGGAGCAGAUCGCCCUCGCCAAGAAGAAGAAGAAGCUCGAGUCCGGCGCCGCCCAGGUCACCGACGGCCUCGGCGCCGCCGCCGCCGCUGCCGCCAAGCCGGGCAGCGUCUCGCCCGAGAAGAAGAAGGCCCUGCAGCAGCGCCUCGAUGGUAAAGGUGGGCCCGUGCUCAACCCCCCUGGUACUGCUGGUGCCGGUGCUGCUGCGCCGGGGGUUAAUGGUGGUGGUCCGAAUGGUCUGGCUGUGCAGCCGGCAUCCGCGGUCGCUGCUGGCGGGGACACCACGGAUGGUGGGGCCAGCCAGGCGACGGAUAAGGAUGAUGCGGCCACGGGCAUGAUGAGCCCGGAGAGCUUGGAGCAUCGGUGAGGGGCCGAUGGUCCCUAGCGUGGGCCGGUAUCAUUCGGCUCUAUUUGGUUUGUGAGAGUAGAAGGGGGGUGGGAUGAGAUGGGUGGGAUAAAAUGGGAUGAUG
This is a messenger RNA of Chaetomium fimeti, 3842 nucleotides long. RefSeq lists its product as uncharacterized. Gene Ontology annotation, molecular function: structural molecule activity; protein heterodimerization activity. Gene Ontology annotation, biological process: regulation of transcription by RNA polymerase II. Gene Ontology annotation, cellular component: SAGA complex; SLIK (SAGA-like) complex. NCBI's taxonomy places the organism in Eukaryota, Fungi, Ascomycota, Sordariomycetes, Sordariales, Chaetomiaceae. The coding region runs from base 203 to 3739 and encodes 1178 amino acids. The record is from RefSeq and is a predicted model, not a curated record. The transcript has 3 exons.